UUAAGUAGAAUGGUAAAAUAGCUUUAUUCACAGUUUGUUGUAAACAAUUCAAUAUGAGGGCAGCAAUCAUUUUGGCACUAGUCGGUGCAGUUUUGGCGGCUCCGCCAGUCAAGUUGACGCCGGAGCCUAAUAGUGAACAUGAUCGGUACUCUCAUAUAUAUGCGAAUGUACGGCCACUGGGCCAAAAAGCCCAGAACGCGGAGAUUGAAUUCCAGCCAGAGCACCACAACUCUCUGUCAAGCAACCAGGUCGAAGUGGUAACCAAUCAUGUGGAGCACAAGCAGCCUCAGCACUUGGAAGUUGAGAUCAAGGAGCAACAUUCUUCUUCAAUUUCUCAGGUUGAGUCGCGACCAUCUCACACCGUGGACAUUGAGAUGAAGCCGGUGCAGCAGAAGCCACCUCAGCACUUGGAGAUUGAGGUGAAGCCGCAGCACGACCAACACUCUGCCCAGGGGCAUUUGGUUUCUUUGGCCGUCAAGCCAGUGGAGCUGAAUCCUCCUAAGCACAUUGAGGUCGAAAUUAAGCAGCAGCAGCCACAUUCUUCGCCAAGUCAUCAGGUGGAGGUGGAAAUCAAGCAGGUGGAACAGAAGCACCCUCAGCACUUGGAGGUUGAGAUCAAGCCGGUUGACCAGAAGCCAUCUCACCAUCUGGAGCUUGAGCACCACCAGCAGCACCACCACUCCGAGCAUGGACAUUUGGUUGCUUUGGGACCAGUAAAGCAGAAGCCCCAACACAUCGAUCAAGAGAAAAUCGAGCUGGAAAUUGUCGAAGAGAAUGAGCCCAUGGUAUCCCAGCUCCAGAACCAACAUUUCAACCUCAAUCUGCACCAAUAGAACGGCCGGCACAAAAUGUAUCCGUUUAACAAA
Messenger RNA from Drosophila erecta, 866 nucleotides. Its product is annotated as putative mediator of RNA polymerase II transcription subunit 12. NCBI's taxonomy places the organism in Eukaryota, Metazoa, Arthropoda, Insecta, Diptera, Drosophilidae. The transcript has a single exon. The coding region runs from base 54 to 833 and encodes 259 amino acids. The record is from RefSeq and is a predicted model, not a curated record.